AUGAAGAGAAGUGCAAUAUUUGCACGUCGCCGACAUGAACCGAAAAAGAAGGCGGUUGGCAUUCAGGUUGAGACCGAGGAGUUGGAAAAACCAGAGCAGGAACAAGAGGAGAGCGAAGAAGAGGAACAGGAGGAGAGCGAAGAAGAGGAACAGGAGGAGAGCGAAGAAGAGGAGCAAGAGGAGAGUGAAGAGGAGUAUUGCGAGAGCAACAUCAGUUUUGACUCUGAAUACUUGAGGGAUGCCAGUGAUUUUGACAUGCCGCCGUUGGAGUUGUUCUAUGUCAAGGUACCAAGGAAUCAUGGGGAAGAAGUUUUGACUUUCAAGCUAGACCCUGAGAACAUCAACGUCAUCAACUUCAAGCGUUUGAUUUCUGCUAGGACAGGAAGCAAACUGACGCAGGACAUGUUCUCGCUUCACUAUGAAGGAAAGAACCUCUAUGACCCCUACAGGAUGCUUUCAGAGUUCAUCACCAAGGACAACAAGACUUUUCGCAUUGCUGUCAAGCACCGAGGAGGUAUGCCAGUCAUGCAAUGGCAUCUCAAACAGGCAGAGGCGCUCAAGCAACUCAAGCACAAGGUCAUCAAAAAUAUCACAAAGAAGGAUGAGACAACCAUGCCUGUUUUGCUCGAUGAACCGCCACACUUCAAGCAGAUAAUGGAGGAAAUCAGCAAUGCCAUUUCCCAAGUCAAGAUGGUAAAAGCGGAGGGAGUGCCAAUAGUCAAAAUUGGUUUGGAGAAAGCGACAGAUGCUGAGUUGGCAGAGAUAAAGGAGUUGGCGGAGAAGAAAGGCAAGAAGAACACAGGAGCAGAAGAACGCAUUGCGCCCAUCAUGUUCAUCCUCUUCAAGAAGAUGAAGGAGUUUGACCGUCAGAUUGAAAAGAUGCAUGACAUGCUGAACUAUGCCCUUGCCGAGAUGCUUAGCAUGUUUUGUGACGAGUUCAACCAGAGAUAUGGCAAGGGGGCAGUCAUUGACAUGGAGCGCUUUUCGUCAGUGCUUGACAAGGAGAUUGAGAAACGCGAGAAUGAGCACCAAAGAAUUCGAAAUGCUGAAAGGCAAGUCAACGCAAUACCUGACGAUGCUGACAAUGUCUGUGUGAUUGCAUGA
Effrenium voratum is the source of this 1104-nucleotide messenger RNA. The record is from the annotation of a GenBank genome assembly. NCBI's taxonomy places the organism in Eukaryota, Dinophyceae, Suessiales, Symbiodiniaceae.